AUGGAGCAGAUCGAGCAAGGAACUUCAAAUAUAUCUCUCGAUGAUUACUUAAAGAUGAGCGAAGAAGAACGGCAACAGCUUCCGAAAACUCGCUUGAAGAAACUGCAACGACAGGCGGCUCUGGCGGAGCGCAAAGCGGCGCGAGCGGCAGAGCUUGCAGCCAACGCUGCAACAGAGCAACGCGAACGACUAGAAGAGGCCCGGCAAGUGAGGAUAGAGCUUGAUUCGUCCCUGCCAAAGCCGCUGAUCUGCAAACUUCGGGACAUUUUCGCUUCUCCGGAGAAGUUCGUCGACCAGCGUGUGUGCUUGGCCGGCUGGGUGCACCACUGGCGCAUGGACGGAAAACGUCUCGCAUUCCUGGAGCUGCGCGAUGGAACGGGUUUCAUGCAGUGCGUAUUAUCGAACGAGUUGUGUAUGACUUAUGAUGCGCUGACGCUCUGCCGCGAAGCCAGCGUGCGAGUCUGGGGCACCGUUCGCCACGACGCCCGCGCCAAAGGCGGUCUCGAGCUGCAUGCCGACUUUUGGGAGCUCGUGGCACCCUCCACACCCGAGAUAGAGAUGGUGCUCACCCAUGAAUCCAAUCCGGAUAUUCUACUGAACAACCGACACCUGGUGAUUCGCGGCCGCCGAACGUCGACGACCUUGCGACUCCGCUCUCUCAUAACGCAAUGCUUUCGUGAGCACUACUUCCAGCGCGGGUAUGUGGAACUCGCUCCGCCUACGAUCGUGAAUACCAUGUGCGAAGGCGGCAGCACGCUCUUUAAGCUUGACUACUUUGGUAUCAAUGCCUAUUUGACCCAGAGCAGCCAGAUGUAUCUGGAGAGCGGCAUUCCAGCUGUCGGAGACUGCUUCUGUGUAUUGCCUUCGUAUCGAGCUGAGCUGAGCGAUACACGCCGCCAUUUGGCUGAGUUUCAUCAUAUCGAAGCUGAAAUGCCGUUCAUAACGUUCGCAGACUUGCUGGACGCUAUCGAAGAUCUCGUAUGCGACGUCAUCGCUCGAGUGCUCGCCAAGGCCGGUGACCUCGUCCGGGACCUCAACCCUGAGCUCGUGGUUCCGCGACGACCGUUCCGUCGCCUGACCUACGCUGAUGCGAUUGCGUAUUGUCGGGAGCACGAAAUCUACAAGGACGAGGAACAGAAAAUUCACUUCGAAUACGGAGAUGACAUACCUGAACGGCCGGAACGACUUAUGACGGAUCAGAUCGGUGAGCCGAUCUUCCUCACGCAUUUUCCGGUUUCCAUGAAGGCUUUUUACAUGCAGCCGUGCACCGAUCAGCCGGAUUUGACGGAAAGCGUAGAUUUGUUGAUGCCGGGAGUCGGGGAAAUCGUUGGCGGCAGUAUGCGCAUCUGGCGAUACAAGCAGCUCAUGGACGCAUAUGCCCGUGAGCAGAUCGACCCCAAGCCGUACUACUGGUAUACGGAUCAACGCAAGUUUGGAUCCUGCCCUCACGGCGGCUACGGGCUUGGACUCGAACGAUUCUGUUGUUAUGUGCUCGGAGUGCGACACGUGCGAGAAGUAUGUCUGUAUCCGCGAUAUCGUGGCCGAAUUUCGCCAUAA
Molecule: messenger RNA, 1557 nt
Organism: Cyanidioschyzon merolae strain 10D
Lineage: Eukaryota; Rhodophyta; Bangiophyceae; Cyanidiales; Cyanidiaceae
Product: asparagine--tRNA ligase, cytoplasmic
Exons: 1
Coding region: 1-1557 (518 amino acids)
Biological process (GO): asparaginyl-tRNA aminoacylation
Cellular component (GO): cytoplasm
Molecular function (GO): nucleic acid binding; asparagine-tRNA ligase activity; ATP binding
Source: RefSeq, a predicted model, not a curated record